AUGGAUACCCGCAAGGAAAGCAAGGUAAGAAAACAACCCAUGAAACCCAAAACGACGAAGCGAAAAGAAAAGAAAUACAAAACCGGGAGGUUUAUGAGAAGGAAAUCGCUGCGAUCUUUUGGGAAUUUCAUGGGAAGGAUCCUUAAAACUUUGGGCACUUUGGCGCACUUUGGCGACGCGCAACCGCCGGACGCAGAGGACGACGACGGCGGUUUUGGGCAAAGCGCUACAGGCGACUGUUCGCACAUCCCCAGGGAGGGAACCGUGAAGAAGAGCUCCACGGUGUCCUCUCAUGGCUCGGUGAAAGACAGACUUUCGUGGUGCUACGGCGACAAGACCCCCGGGGUGCUGGGACUAAAGAACCACGGCAACACCUGUUUCAUGAACGCCGUGGUUCAGUGCCUCAGCAACACGGACCUGCUGGCUGAGUAUCUCGGGCUGGAGCAGUACAAGUCGGAUAUUUGCCACAGGAGGGUGAACGGGGAAGUGAGAGGCCAGGAGCCAAGGAUCGCCGGGGGAGAAGUGACUGUGCAGCUGGCUUCGCUGGUUCGAGCGCUCUGGACGCUGGACUACACACCACAGCUCUCCGUGGAGUUCAAGAGCAUAGUGGCCAAGUACGGCUCUCAGUUUCGGGGAAACUCUCAGCAUGAUGCUCUGGAGUUCCUCCUCUGGCUUUUGGAUAGAGUUAAUGAAGAUGUCAAUCCAAGCCCCAGUAGCAGCAGCAAGACCAAAGCCAACGUCAAGGCAUCCAGUUCAUUGGAGGAUCCCUCCAGUCCCAGUUCAGCUAGCACACAGCAGUCCAGAGGUCGACACAGUUUUGUCCAGGAUCACUUUCAGGCUCAGUACAGGUCUUCUCUGACGUGCCCUCAUUGCCUUAAGCAGAGCAACACCUUCGACCCGUUUCUAUGUAUCUCCCUGCCUAUCCCCCUACGACAAACCAGGCCGAUGUGUGUGACCCUGGUGUUCAGUACAAAGGGUCAGAGGUAUCUUCGGGUGGGGCUGGCUGUACCUCUCAUUGGUUCCUUGUCCUGCCUGAGAGCCAUGGUAGCAGAGGAGGGCAAAAUCUCUCCAGACCAGGUCAUCUUAUCAGAGUUGUACUCCACGGGUUUCCAGCGUUCCUUCGCAGAUGGCGAUGACUUGACAGCAAUCGCUGAUAGCGACGUCAUAUACGCCUUCCAGGCUCCACUCCUCUACAGUCGUGGAGGCUCUGCACCACACUCAGGGUAUCACCACAGCCUCCCCUCCUCUCCUUACACGUCUGCUGCUGGGCCUGAUGGUCAAAGAUUACCAUCAUCUGGCACGCUCUCCUCUGAAUACCUGAACCAAGGUGGCUCCACAAAGGUUCUUCUCCUUAUCUGCAACACAGCAGGAUCUGGCCCUCAGGCCAUCAGGUUUGGACCUCCAUUUCUCAUGCGUGAGGACAGGAGCGUCUCCUGGGACCAGCUGCAGCAGAGCAUUCUCAGCAAGCUCUAUUAUCUGAUGCUGAAUGGAUCUCAGGCUCAGAAUGCUGGGGUGCUGUUUAAGGUCCGAGUGGUGGGAGGAUCGGCAUCCUACAGUUACUUGUCCCCACAGGACAGCAGGCCUUUGUACCACCCUGCGGUUGACAGAGCCCUGAAGUUUUGCGGCCCCGGGGGACCUCCACAUGUGAAGGUUGUCAUUGAGUGGGAGCACAAGAUUAAAGAAUGUCUGUUUGGCAGCAUCCAGGAGGAGGUGGUGAAGGAUGCGGAAAGUGUAAGGAACCAGCAGCAGCAGCACCUACAGCAGCAUAGUUGUACCUUGGAUGAGUGCUUCCAGCUGUAUACCAAAGAGGAACAGCUUGCCCCAGACGAUGCUUGGAAGUGCCCCCACUGUAAGCAGCUUCAGCAGGGCAUGGUAAAGAUGAGCCUGUGGACACUCCCUGACAUACUGAUCCUUCAUCUCAAGCGCUUCCGACAGGUGGGCGAGCGGAGGAACAAGCUAUCAACCCUGGUGCAUUUCCCUCUGACUGGUUUGGAUAUGGCCCCCCAUGUGGUGAAGAGGAGUCAGAGUAUGAGGAACCUGAACAUGGGGGCCUGGCCACCAUCGUGGAAACAGUCCUCAGGCCAACACCACCAACCUGCUGAUAUGAACCUCCCCCACGACUAUCUGUAUGACCUUUACGCUGUGUGUAACCAUCAUGGAGGAAUGCACGGUGGACACUAUACUGCCUACUGCAGGAACUCAGUGGACAGCCAGUGGUAUAGCUAUGAUGACAGCAGUGUAGACCUGGUGCCAGAGGAGGAAGUAUGUACCAGAGGGGCCUACAUCCUUUUCUACCAGAGACGCAAUGUCAUUCCUUCAUGGUCGGCCAGUAGCUCCCUCAGAGGCUCCACAAGUUCAUCAAUGUCAGAUCACUGGCUAAUCCGGCUGACAAGCAACAGUAAGAGAGGCAGUCUUGUGUCUAGAUCCUCCACCACCUGCCCGUCUUCCAUACCUGACUCGCCAGAGUCUCCAGUCUUCCUUGAGAAUGGUUCUAAAGAGGAAAGAGGGGGUUUUGAGAGCAGGCCAUUUGUCAGGGGUCUUCAAGGACGCAGUGUGAGUAUGAGAGCCCCCACCAAGACCAAGGACACCCUGAGCAAAGUGCUUCCCCUGCGCUGGUCCUUUGGUUCAAAAGACCGACGAAAACCUCACCCAGCACCUCCAGGGGCCCAAGAUCCUGCUCCUGUGGAGCUGGUCCAGUAUUUGGAAUCUGGCCGGCGACCCCGGUGUACAAAGGAUCCAAUAGUAAUGCUGAUGAGCGAACCACGCAGUGCAAAGGAAUCUGCUGAGAGCAAGACUGCAACCAAUAUUCGAUCUUCCAGUGUUGGGAGCUUAAGUUUUGUGGGUAAAGCAGGAGAUGAUGCUGAAUCUCCACAGGUCCCAGAGGGCCAGAAGAGGCCAUCAGACAAAACAGCCACCUUGAGACGAAGUAAGGGGAGCCAGCCAAGGGAUGAGGCUACCACCAAUAUCAGCAGUAGUUCUAGCAGCAACACCCUAACCAGGAGAAAAGAUGCCAAGAAGCAGAGCUCCUCCAAAGCUCUCCAGGAUACUGAGCCAAAAAUGGGCUCCAGUGCUGGAGUUCAGCCCAGCUACAGUACUCCCAGCCUUCAUGAUGGGACUCUGAGAAGACAAAUGGGAGACAGGGCUGAUAGGGAGCGUCAUGUUGCAUAUGAAGGAAACUCUAAGCCUAAGAAGGGAGAAGUGCACAAGAGCCAUGAGGGACUGCUCUCUUUCUUGAAAGGUAACUUCCUAAAGAAGGAUAAGGACCCAAAGAAGUCCAAAGAGAGUGAGUCAGGGAAAGGAGGAGGUGAGGAGGGAGGCAGAAGGACUCUCUCUAGGCUGUCGCUGUCCAACGGAGCAGCAGGAGGCGGAACUGGGGUGGAGGGUGGCAAGUCUUAUGGCUCAGGCCAGCUGGGCAGUGAGCUGUCAAACGGGAAGUUGGGACGAACCACCGCGUCUGACAUCAAACGCUCCCAGAGCUCCUCCAACAUCCCCACAAAGGCAGAGCAGAGCAUGCGCAGGACAGCAUCUCUACAUCGUAACGGGAUGUCUACAGCGCCUGCACCAACACACAGCCUGACAACAGACAAACCAUCUUACGGUACCCUGCAGAGGACUCGUUACAGCACAACUUCACUGGGACGCAAAAGAACAGUCCCCGAGUCCAGCUUCUGA
Molecule: messenger RNA, 3672 nt
Organism: Scomber scombrus (Atlantic mackerel)
Lineage: Eukaryota; Metazoa; Chordata; Actinopteri; Scombriformes; Scombridae
Gene: usp43a
Product: ubiquitin specific peptidase 43a
Exons: 16
Coding region: 1-3672 (1223 amino acids)
Biological process (GO): protein deubiquitination
Molecular function (GO): cysteine-type deubiquitinase activity
Source: RefSeq, a predicted model, not a curated record